Messenger RNA from Leishmania braziliensis MHOM/BR/75/M2904, 813 nucleotides. Lineage: Eukaryota; Euglenozoa; Kinetoplastea; Trypanosomatida; Trypanosomatidae. The record is from the annotation of a RefSeq genome assembly.
AUGUCUCUCGGCAGCAACCUCGUCUUUGGCUUCCACAUCUCCAUCCCCCUCCACGCAGCUUUCCGCUCCUCCUCGAUGAUGCUCAACGCGCUCGCCGUGUACUUCUUCGGCAAGUGCUUCACGGCGCCGCAGAUGGCAUCCGGCUUGGUCAUCUGCAUCGACCUUAUCACACUGCCAGUGGAGAAGGCGUUCAGGAAGAGCAGCACAAAAGCCGAGCUAACAUCUAGCACCGCAGCCACUGCGUCGUCGCUGGCGUGGCACUGGGGCUGUGGAGUGGCCAUUCUGGUGACCACCCCACAGCGUGCACGAUGGGGUAGUGUCUUUCAGGAACCUAUGUACCACUGCGCCCGUGCGAGCGCGGCCGCAAUGACCGUAGCGCCAGCGAAGGAUAAUGCUUCACCAAUGUGGACAGAGGCACCUUGUUUGUCUCAUCUCUUCGUCAUCCCGCUCCUCUUUGUGCAGCCGAUGCGCCUCUACGCCGAGUUUGUGCUCAUGGAGGCAGGCAGUCAGUUGCGCGUGGCGCUGGGCUGCGUGACUCAAGCCAUGUGCAUCGCCGCCUUUCACGUGGUGAAUGACAAGAUCUCUGCCUGUCCUCUGAACCUGAAGCUGACGUUACGCAAACUUGCCGGCUUUGUACUUUCGAUCGUCUACGUUGUCCACUACCGGCACCUCUCGACCGUGGAGUGGGUCUCCAGGGUUGAUGUUCUCAUGGAGGGUACGGCGUAUUCCUUUCUACCGAAGGCGCACCACCACGCAUCGUAUACCGUGAACGCGAGCGCAGCACCCGAGGCAUGGGCGAAGAAGAGCAGGUAG